UAACUCAUUUUAGAACGCACCCAAAAAUAAUUCAUCGCCUAUGAACGACUGUUUCCAUUUGCCAACCCUGGUUCGGUGCAUUUCUGUCAAUUGGAAAUUCAUCAUAUUGCAUCCCUUGUCAUCCGUCAGUUGCUCUUGCUUUAAGUGGAAGAGAAAAAGAUCGAUACCCUGCGAAAAUUUUACUUCUGGAUCAAAAACAAAAAUCUUUUCACCCAAAAUUCAAUUCAUAAUUAAUAACUAUUAAUAGUACCCUGCCAUCUAAAAUAGUUUCAUCAAUCGUGGCUAACCCGAAAAGUCAGCCCAAUCAAUUGAUUCGCUGCAGAGUGGAGUGAUUUAAUUAACCACUGGGAAUUCAAAGGCCAAAAAGCAAAUCGAAUCGAAGCGAAUGAAAAAAAUGCACAAUGGAGCCGCAGCAGGUCUACGACACUUCAUCACUCUUGGCAUUGCUCUCCUCGUGAUAUUAUUCAUCUCGAGCUGUGCGGCUACCGCAAAUCUAGGUGACCCAUAUAAAAUUCUCGGUGUCAAUCGUCAUGCCACCACCCCAGAGAUUCGACGUGCCUAUAAACAAUUAGCAAAGGAGUGGCAUCCGGACAAAUCCAGCGACCCAGGGGCCGAGCAGAAGUUUGUGGAAAUCAAGCAAGCCUACGAGCUACUUAGCGACGCUGACCGAAGACGCGUCUACGACCAGCAUGGCAUCACCAACGAGGACUCGCACAUGUUCCGGCAACAACAUGACUACAGUCACUACGGUCGCUUUGCACCCGACCCGUUCGAGGAGUUCUUUGGGCAGCGUUUCCACUUCGACCAGGACAUCAGCUUGUACCAUAAACUCUCGGUGACAACCAAGUACUUCGAACAGACAAUCGUGCCCAAGAGCGCAACAGUGCCGCACAUAUUAAUGUUCUACAAUGAUUGGUGUUUCCGGUGCAUACGAGCGGUUGGGGUGUUUAAGAAAAUGAUUGAUGCCCUGGAGCCAUUGGGAAUUACUUUUGCCACAAUCAAUGCCGCACAUGAACAGAUGCUUCUGCGCAAGGUGGGCGUCGAUGAAGUGCCAAAUCUUGUAUUAGUUCUGAACGGACAUAGCUACAUCUACAGGGAGAGCGCUUAUAGUGUUCAGAAAAUUGUCGAAUUUAUACGGAAAAAAGUGCCGUACAAGCUGGUUCAAAACAUCAAAGACGACACAAUAGAUGGUUUUCUAAAUGGCUGGAUGGAUAAUCGUGUGCGAGCGGUUGUAAUGGAGCCACGACAACAACCUCGCUUAAGAUAUCUUAUCACUGCCUUCGCUUUUCGACAUCGCGUUGCAUUUGGUUUUGUACAACUAAGCUCUAAGGACACCAAAGGUAUACAAGAACGUUAUAAGGUCCAUCCCAGCCUCGAUACCCUGCUAAUAUUCAAUGAAGAUUCAGUCCGUCCAGUUGCAAGUGUUUCCAUGUCUGAUAUUCCGACACAAACAUUAAAUAAUAUCAUUUCGGCAAAUCAGUAUUUAGCUUUGCCCCGAUUAUCAUCGCAGGAAAUGUUAGAAGGAGUUUGUCCUGCGGAAUGGAAUCGUCCGAGAAAACGUCUUUGCGUUAUACUUGUAACUGAAAACACUGAUGCCCAUAACUAUGCCCGAAAUGCCCUAAGGCAAAUCGCUCUUCAAAGUGGUUACAGUUCCGAACGUGUUCGUUUUGCAUAUAUUUUCCAGGACAAACAAACAGAUUUCGUCAAUGCCAUGUCAAAGGGCUCCUCAGACGAUACUCUCCUCAGAUUGGUUAUCAUUUGGCGUCGCGAUACUUCCCACAUAAAAUAUGAAUGGGUAAGUGGCACUCGUUUGGGAAUCGAGCGGAAGGAAAACGAAUCCGAUGAACACACUCUAAAUCAUACAAAACAAAAACUAGACGAUGCUAUUCAACGUCUUUUGCGAGCAUCGGAAGCUUUAAGCUAUGAAGCUUAUGUUAAGGAUCUUCUGGAUGAGCAUGCUCAAGGUUUAUUGGGCAAAGUGAUGACACGUUUAUUGUACUUCACCGAAUACAUGAUUGACAACAUUGAACAGGAACACGUCUUGGCCACACUCUCUCUUUUGGGAACAAUUGCAUUUAUGUUUGCCGUUGGCUAUGUUAUGGUCUAUUUAGUCCGGGCCGAAGAAGAAACCCUAAAAGCCAAGGGUCAACUAAAUAGCAACGGCACAUCACAAAAGCCAGGCACCUAUGUUCCCGAACUAAAACUUCAUGAAUUAAGAGCUGAAAAAUAUAACGGACUAGUGCGUCUUUUAAAGCCCGGUUGUCGUACCAUCAUACUUAUUACUGAUUUGCAAACUCGCCCCAAACUCAUACCAGGCUUUCAUAAAGCCGUUUGGCCCUACAGGAAGAGUAAAACUCUUAUGUUUGGUCAUAUGUUGAUUGAAAAGGGUCUAAGCUGGUAUUCGGAAUUGCUGCGUUUGUCUCUUUCGGAAUCACGUGACUUGAGAAUAAACCCACGCAAUUGUGUGGGCACGGUUAUCGCUCUAAAUGGGCAUAGAAAAUAUUUUUGCAUGUAUCAUGCUAAACAUCCUGAAACCAAUCGUGGUGCAAAGAGAAUGCUUAAAAUGACCCGUCAACUAGUCCGUCGCAAUGAUGACCCAGAAGCCGGUGCAUUCUUAGGCAUGGAAAGUGGAUCCGAUGAAUCUGAGAACAGCGAAUAUGAACCAAAAAUAUUACUCGAGGAGAACUUACUCGAUAAUCUGAGUAAUUGGUUAGAUCGCUUAUUCGAAGGUACUACACAUAGGUACUAUGUAAAUUAUUGGCCUGACUUUCCCACAAAGUAAUUAUUUUUUAAAUUUUUGUGAGAGAACAAAAAGUUAUGAAAAAUAACAACAUUUUAAUUUUUUUUUGGCCUUUUGUUUUCUGUAACCUUUUGGUAUUUUAUUUAUACUGCAAGAACAGUUGUUUAUUUUUUUAAAAACCAAAACAUAGUUGAUUCUAUCAUAUAGACAUUAAAUAUUUAUUAAACAUAUUCGUACAUAGCAUAAUAGUGCAAUAUUAUGUACUACAUAAAAAACAAAACAACAAUACAUAGAUAUUUGGAUAAAAACAAUAGAAACAAAAGGGGGAUACUUGCCACUUAGAAAAUAUAUGUUCCUCCAUUUUUAGUUUAUUGUUUGUUUUGUUAUUUCUUAAGUUAAAACAUCUAUUGACGGUGAAUAAAAUAUAUUUUUAGUAUUUAUUAUUAUACAAUAUUUAAAAUAAUAAUGUUAUAUACAAUUUUA
Molecule: messenger RNA, 3223 nt
Organism: Eupeodes corollae
Lineage: Eukaryota; Metazoa; Arthropoda; Insecta; Diptera; Syrphidae
Gene: l(3)80Fg
Product: dnaJ homolog subfamily C member 16
Exons: 10
Coding region: 386-2782 (798 amino acids)
Source: RefSeq, a predicted model, not a curated record